Messenger RNA from Racocetra fulgida, 435 nucleotides. The record is from the annotation of a GenBank genome assembly. Lineage: Eukaryota; Fungi; Glomeromycota; Glomeromycetes; Diversisporales; Gigasporaceae.
UAUUGUACAGCACAUAAAUCAAUCCCUUAUAAAUUAGUAUUUGGACAGCUUCCCCAUUGCGAUACUAAUUUAGCUGAUAUAUUGGAAAAUGAAGAAUCAUUGAAUAAUCAUGCCCUAGUAUCUGAAGAUUCCCAAUCGACUAUUGUUUCUGAAAUCAAUAACAAAACAGCAGAAUCAGAACUUGAUGAAAUAUAUUUUGAGGAAUUACAAGAGUAUAACAAUGAUGAUGAUGACAAACAAGAGUUUAAUAAUAAAUCAUUAUAUAAUUUUGAAAUUAGAGAGUUUGAUAAUGAAUCGUUAUAUAAUUCUGAAAUUGAAGAGUGUUCUAAGCACACACUAACCCCAGAAAUUAUUGAAAUUGUCAAUUCAGAUAUGAUUCAAGUGAAAAUUAAUGUUAUACUUGGCAAAAAAAAGAGAAGUGGCAGUCUCAAAUGA